Molecule: messenger RNA, 762 nt
Organism: Microthlaspi erraticum
Lineage: Eukaryota; Viridiplantae; Streptophyta; Magnoliopsida; Brassicales; Brassicaceae
Source: the annotation of a GenBank genome assembly
AUGGCUUCACAAGGGACAAUACAAAAACUUGUCACUUGGAGAGUCAAAGAUUGGGCUUCCUGUUUCUUGGCUUGCAAGAUUCCUCUAGACGUAGAUGAAGAUGGAGUUAAUAAUAACUUAAGCACACCGAACAACAAUAAUCUAACGCUCAAGAGGAUAAAGAGGAAGAUGAAGAGUACUAAGAAGAAGAAAUCAGAGAGGAAACUCAGUCUAAGCCCACCAGGGACACGUCAUCAUCAUCUUCAUCUAAGAAGCAGCAGCGUUUCUCCCACGUCGGCGUCUCAGAACCGGCGUUUGAGCUGGCCUCAGCCACCGGCUUCAGACGAAGCUGGCUUCAUUGUCUUCUGCUUUGACGGCAAAGACGGAGGUUUCGAUGUUGUGAAAGAGGAGAAACAAGAGAAGAAACAGAUGGAGUUGUCGUCCGGAAAGUCACCGAGGACGGUGAAUCGUAAGCUUAUUUAUGGAGAUCAAGGGGUAGGAGGAACAGAUGAUAAGAAAUCGCCGGAGAUUAAAGUGGCAACACAAGAUCGUAAAGAUAAGCCUGUCUCUUGUGAUGUUCAUGAGAAUAACGAAGAAGAAGAAGUUGAGGCCUCAGAAACAUCUAGCGGGUCUAAUCACUCAGAUGAAGGAAGGGGAUCAUUUGCAUUUCCUAUAUUGGGACUUGAGUGGAUGGGAAGCCCUGUUCAGAUGCCUAAACUAGAUGAGUUGUCUCCCAAGAAACAGAAGCCGAUUGCUUUAGGGUUCCAAUGCUGUAGAUUCUGA